CGGAGAGAAGCCGGUGUCAGCACUUUGGUCCCUGCAUAAAAUACACACUAUGAGAACCCGUGUUUACUGGCAACUUUCUGCAGGCACUAUGAGCAGGGACACUUUGCUUAAAGCAUCCUCAGAACUGGUGUGAUAGCUUGAUACAUAGCCAUUAAAAGCAGCCUUCCUUGUUCAUGGAGGGUCCUGGGCACAGAGGUGGACGUAAGGAGUGGGGAAAGUCCUAGCGCCCGUACGAUGGACCGGCCCGGCGAUUCCGACUUGGUCUGGAUCAGGCUGAGGAAAUCUCCCGGGGGGCGGGGCGGGGCUGCGGGCACCAUGUCCUCCCGGGCCGCCGCCGGCCGCCCGUGGGGAGGGACGUGGCACGGCUGGGCGCAGGGCAGGGGCGCUGGGCUGGCGCCAGGCCGGCGGCCCCCCGGAGACUCGCUCGCCCCUGGUCCGUGUCUGCACCGCUACCCGGCGGCCCGGGCCCCGUCAGGGCGGGCGCGAGCCCGGUGUCCUCUCAGGGCGGGAGCGGACGGCCCCGUCAGGGCGGGCGCGAGCCCGGUGUCCCGUCAGGGCGCGGGCGGGUCGUGUCGCCCCCCGCCAUGUCCCUCCCGCCGCGGCCCCGCCGCCCCGUACUUAAGGCGGCAGCGGCGGCCGCAGCUCCUGCUGGCGCCCUGACCGUAUAUCCCCACAGAAGAUGGCCCCGACCUGCUUGCGGCCCCUGCUGAGGUACCGGUCCUUCGCCAUCCUCUUCCUCACGCCGCUGCUGCUGCUGCCGCUGCCGGUCGCUGUGCCGACGCGGGAGGCCAAGUGUGCAUAUAUCAUCAUCAUCAUGGCUGUGUACUGGUGCACCGAAGUGAUCCCACUGGCUGUUACCUCCCUCAUGCCUGUGGUAUUUUUCCCACUGCUUGGAGUUCAGAGCUCUAAAUCAGUAAGGACCUUUCACUUAAACAGGGAAUCAAGGCUUCAGGAAACUGGAGGUAGCUCUGAGGCUACAACUGCCCCUUCUGCCAGUGUUGGGAUGGGGCCUGGUGCAGUGUGCUUGCAGUACCUAAAUGAUACAAACAUGCUCUUCGUUGGAGGGUUGAUUGUUGCAAUUUCUGUUGAACAGUGGAACCUUCACAAAAGGAUUGCGCUGAGGGUCCUGCUGAUUCUUGGGGUGAAACCUGCACUCCUCAUGCUGGGAUUUAUGAUAGUUACUGCUUUCCUGUCCAUGUGGAUAAGUAACACAGCCACCACUGCUAUGAUGGUUCCCAUUGUCCAGGCUGUCCUGGAUCAAAUGGACAACACAGAGUAUGAUGUGACCAUGAUGGAACAAGCAACUGGGCAAACAAAUACAGUGAUUGAGCUGGAGGAAAAGAAUGCAUCAGAUCCCACUUCAGUACAUGUCAUAAGCAAUGGACAAGUCCCUGAUGACCCUAGAUCUUCUGAGGAAAAGAAAAUGAGGAAGCGUAUAUGUAAGGGAAUGACGCUUUGUGUAUGCUACGCUGCCAGCAUUGGAGGAACUGCAACACUCACUGGAACAGGACCAAACAUGGUAUUGAAAGGCCAGAUGAAUCAGUUAUACCCCAACAAUAACGAUGUUGUGAAUUUUGCUUCCUGGUUUGGGUUUGCAUUCCCAAACAUGAUUCUGAUGUUGGUACUAGCUUGGCUUUGGCUACAGUGCUCCUUCAUGGGACUCAACUUUAAAAAAAGUUGGGGCUGUGGGACAGAGAGGACUGCUAAAGAAAAAGCUGCAUACAACGUACUGAAGGCAGAAAUGAAGAAAUUAGGCCCUAUCUCUUACGCUGAAUUCAAUGUCCUCCUGAUGUUUCUUUUGCUGGUUCUGUUGUGGUUUUCCAGACACCCAGGCUUUGUAAAAGGCUGGGCCACUAGGCUCUUCCCAGAAGGAGAAAAGUAUAUUACUGAUUCUGCUCCUGCUGUGUUCAUUGCCCUGCUACUAUUUAUCCUUCCAGCUAAUAAACCCAAAUUCAUAGGCUGGAAUCCAAGCAUGUCUGACCCUGAACAGACUGAAGAAGAUAUAAAAAAGCCAUUUUUAUCAGCCCCGCUGCUAGACUGGAAUGUGGUUCAGAGGAAGAUGCCCUGGAGCAUUGUGCUGCUGCUGGGAGGAGGUUUUGCUUUGGCUGAUGCAAGCGCAAACUCUGGGCUCUCAGCUUGGCUGGGUCAUCAAAUGACUCCAUUAGGAUCAAUCCCACCAUGGGCCAUUGCUACAGUACUUUCGCUUAUUAUAGCUGUCUUCACUGAAUGCACCAGUAAUGUUGCCACAGCCACCCUUUUCCUACCUGUCUUUUCAUCCAUGGCUGCAUCUGUCAAGAUCCAUCCAUUGUAUGUUAUGUUGCCUGGUACUCUCAGUGCUUCCUUUGCCUUCAUGCUACCUGUGGCAACGCCACCAAAUGCAAUAGUGUUUUCCUAUGGCCACAUCCGUGUUUUGGAUAUGGUUAGAUCUGGAAUAGUGAUGAACAUCAUUGGAGUCUUCUGUGUUACACUGGCCAUCAACACAUGGGGAAGACCUAUGUUUGAGCUGGACACAUUCCCAACCUGGGCAAACAGCACAACUAACCAGUGAACAGUGAAGAAUUCAUGUGUUAAACGAGAAUAAUACUACUCUCUAUUGCCCAAAGCCCUGUAUAGAGUCUCAUCACCACUUCAGAUCCAGUGUCGGGUGUUUGCUGCCUUGUGGGAGUCACACAUCACCCUAAGGAUCCUGUGUCUGGAUCAUAAGCAUGAUCAAAUGAUCCGUUGUGCCUCCAGUCAAGGUCAAGAUUUAGAAUUUGUGGAACUUUAAAUAAAGAGAAGGCAGGCUGUUGUAUCAAA
Molecule: messenger RNA, 2796 nt
Organism: Falco peregrinus (peregrine falcon)
Lineage: Eukaryota; Metazoa; Chordata; Aves; Falconiformes; Falconidae
Gene: SLC13A5
Product: solute carrier family 13 member 5
Exons: 14
Coding region: 680-2548 (622 amino acids)
Biological process (GO): citrate transport; monoatomic anion transmembrane transport
Cellular component (GO): membrane
Molecular function (GO): succinate transmembrane transporter activity; sodium:dicarboxylate symporter activity; citrate transmembrane transporter activity
Source: RefSeq, a predicted model, not a curated record